AUGGCUGGUACAGUACCCGAUCGAAGACACUUGCUCACCUUGCCGGGGGAGAUUAGGGAAGAAGUGUAUCGACUCCUCCUCAGUCCCGCUGCGAGCCGUAUUGACCAUGCCGAUGAAUACACGACCUACGAUUACAACCCUGCUCUCCAGCUCCUCCUGACAAGCCGUCAGAUCUAUCUCGAAGCUCGGAAGAUCUUCCGUGAUCUCAACGUCUUCGUUCGCAUCGAAACGCCAUGGCCAGAAGCGCAAUCACAUGUACAGCUCGAGGGGCACGUUCCAGUCUUGGUGUCGAGGGAGAGAGCGGGGGACUUUCGUGGGCACAGUCUCAAUAUCAGUAUCGAUGCGCCUGGGCACUCAAGCCUGGGCUGGGAGACGCAGAAAUUCGUCAUCUUGGCUGAUGAUCUGGACAAGUUCACGACCAUGUGGUUCUAUUCGGAUCUCUCACAUUCGGGAUUGAACGAGCAUCUGCGCAUGAGGCUGGAGUUGAGAGAUCCCUUUGCCCCUGACCACGAUCAGAAACGAAUGCCGAAGGCGUUACAGAGAAAGUUGCUUCUCCCUUUCGCUCAGAUUAAGAACUUGAACCGAGCGUCAUGCCAGGAGGGCACCACAUUUGUAGGAGAACUCAAGCCAUAUCCGAGCAUAGAGCAGGAGAUGAGAAAGCUGCAGGCCGAGCCGCAUCAGACCGCCGAGCACUGCUUGCGGGAAGCUACGAGGCUGAAGUUCGAGGGCAAUGCUGAGCUGGCAAAGGAGAACUAUCAGAGCGCGCUUGAUCUGUAUCAUGACGCCUGGAAGGCCAUGCAUGUUGUGAUCAAGGGGCGAAAGCGAUACAUUCAUGCUGAUGCAUUCUUCGCACGAAGUUUGCGCGAGGAGCCGUACAUUGGGAAGAACGGACAGACCGAACGCCUCUUGUUAAGAGUACAACUCGUCGCAAACACCUGUGCGGUAUACUUGAAGCAGAAAGAAUGGGAACUGUGCCGUCACUGGGGCAUGCGAAGCAUCGACAUGCUGAGAGAAGCCAUGGGCAUCGAUGACAGGAUGGAUCUUGCGCCUGAAGAGGAGGCCGUUCCAGCUUUCCCUGCAGCUACCCAGAUUGGUAAGAUAUACUACCGAACUGCAGUAGCGUGCAGAGAACUGAACGACGACGCCCAAGCUCGAAGGUUGCUCAGAGUGGCGAGGAUAUAUUUGCCGAAUGACGAGUCCGUCAAGAAAGAGGUAGCAGCUACGGCAUUGCAAAUAGGAGGAUGAAGAUGCGCAUGCUUAAGACCACAUCAUUGGAACUUCGCAUGGAAGUUGCGAUAAUGACCAUUCACGGAAUCGCACCCUAUUACCGAUUCCACCUUUACGUGUAUGCACUCGUGUUCAUAGGUAAGUAAGGUGCUGAAGUGAAAACUCC
This is a messenger RNA of Sphaerulina musiva SO2202, 1393 nucleotides long. RefSeq lists its product as uncharacterized. Gene Ontology annotation, molecular function: protein binding. The coding region runs from base 1 to 1245 and encodes 414 amino acids. The transcript has 2 exons. The record is from RefSeq and is a predicted model, not a curated record. NCBI's taxonomy places the organism in Eukaryota, Fungi, Ascomycota, Dothideomycetes, Mycosphaerellales, Mycosphaerellaceae.